AUGGCACUGUUGUUAGCACCGUACAAUGACUCCAUGCGGUUGGGGAGAGGGUUCAACUCCUACACACAGACUAUGUGCAUCGACCAAGCCGUGGAGAUCGCUCAGGAUGACAUUAUCUCUGUGCGACCAGACAAUCCCUCGCAGGUCGUGUCCUACUCCUCUAGAUUUGUCGACAAGCUUAGUGAAGUGGUUGACACGAUGAAUCUCUCCUAUGGCUCUUCUAUCAAGAAAGGCACCAUAGAAAUUUCUGGAAACGCCAGUACUGUGGACGAAGACAAAAUCAAGAGCUCGGACGUCAACAUGAUCGUGUCUGUCAAGGUUGUUAACCAAACUACGACACUGGUAGAUACAUGCAAAUUCAAGCCCAUUCAAGGGGUCUUGCCUGGGUCUCAGAAGUUCAACGAAUGCUUCGGAGAUUGCUUCAUUUCAGGAUUCAUCGAGGGAGGAGACUUCACCGCGAUUUGCUCUACUCGAGUACUUGACAGGAGUAAGGUUGGGAAAAUCUCAGCAUCGAUCAAGGGGAAUUUGAAUACCAGCAACAAUAGCGACUUCACGCUGGAUACAUUGAACAUUGACUCUGUGGAUUCUUGGAACUCAAGUGACACGGAGACCACCAUUUCCGUGAGCUGGAUGGGAGGCGGACAAGUGAAAGAAGCUACUACUCUCUGGGAUACAAAGUCCCUUUUCGUCGCAGCAGCAGCGUUUCCUUUUCAAGUUGCAAAAUGUCCCCAAAAGACUUGGGCUAUCUUGACGAAAUAUAAGCAAAGCAGAAGCUUCGUAGAGUGGAGCGAGAAAGCCAGUUUUACCCCUCUUGAGUAUGACAACAUUGGCAGUUUCACUGCGGAGUUAUUCGACAAUUUCAUGCAGUACAAAUUGUUGCUCAAGAAGGUCCAGACUAUCAUGGACAAUCGAGAUCAGUACACAGUGCAAACGGAAAAGCACAACGCGAUAUCUACCGAAGUCCCAACUUUGAUAGCGGUCCGGUCGGCCCUCAGGACAGAGAUGAACAAGAUCGUCCAAGCUGUUGAUGUGCUUGCACGCGACCCCGGAAUCUUGAAACGGCAGGCACAAGACUCUGCAGUUCCUCUCCAUCCCCUUGUCAAAAGCAUCCUCCUGGAAGCACAAUAUGGCCGAUAUGGAACGUCAAUACCCUCGGAUCCCGCCGAACAAAACGUUGCAUCCCUGCAAGUAGAUGUGGCUUCUUCGCAGCCCCCUACAAUGACAUCGCCAGCGCAGACAUCUGUGCUGGUGGAUAGCCCGGGCGUUGAACCAACCCCAAUCGUAUUCACAUCAGGCGAGGGACCAGAAGUGCCAGCGGCAGCUACUGGAACCCCAGCCAAGCCUGAGACGUUCAACUUUGGGGCACUUGUAGCGCCUGAAAUCUGGGUAGAUUUAUUUCCAGUCCCGAAAACCAAUGCCACAAUAAUGCCAUCCAAAACAUCAGAUGAGAUAGUCCCACUCACUUCAGGAUUUCCUCCACCGCCGUCAAGCGACCUUAAGUCAGAACCUGCGGAACCCCUUCCAGAGGUUCCCAAGACCACCGCACCAAUAUCUGAGCCUCCAGAGCUUCCUAAACUCAAGGUCCUGGCCGCAAGCUGGGGCAUCGCUGAUGUCACGCAACACAUGAGUCGAUUUAUUGGCGCCGACCAGACUCUCACCCUUGACACAGGCGCUCUUUCAAAUUCCAUCCCCGAUCCCGGCUGGAAGACGAUAAGAACCCUGAGCAUCUUGUACAAAUAUAGCGGGGGGGAUGCGAGCGUUGACUCUCGAUUUGGGCUCUUGAUCACCACGGAGAACAAAGGCAUACAAAAGAUUUCGCCAGAGUCCAUGACACAGCAAUCUAGUGUGAAAAUGGUCGGACUGAGUCCCAGACGUCCAAGUGGUAUCUACAUUAUUGCUAUAGUCUGGGGAGGCGAAGUCAUAGAUUCUCCGGUCGUCCUUGAGAAGAUCUAUACUCGGACCGAGCAACAACAAACCUUCCCCGUUAGCAAUGACUUCUUUGGGAAAGAUACAUGGCCUGGCGUUGUCAAGUCUGCUCAAAUAUACUAUCAAGAGACGGAAGAUGGGCCCGUCCUAUCUAAGCUGAGAGCAGAGGCCGAACCCCGCUGCGGUGUCAAUGCCAUGCAACUGUUCUAGGUGGCUAAGACUUUCUUAGUAGCCUCCAACUGUCUUCCAUACCUGUUUGCUCUCGAAUUAUUUGUCCAGUUUUAGCGCAUUCAUAGUUCUACUUAGUACUUAGUGUAACUGCAUUGUGAAAGUUGUAACAAUCGAGUCUUGGAUCGCACCUUCACCUCAUACACACCGACUGUUUCUGCUUAAGCAGCGAUUCUAUUUACGAUAGUUCCUAUAUUUGCCUAACGCGGAAGAAGGCGAGC
This is a messenger RNA of Mytilinidion resinicola, 2375 nucleotides long. RefSeq lists its product as uncharacterized. The transcript has 8 exons. The record is from RefSeq and is a predicted model, not a curated record. Bases 1 to 2136 code for a protein of 711 amino acids. Lineage: Eukaryota; Fungi; Ascomycota; Dothideomycetes; Mytilinidiales; Mytilinidiaceae.